Messenger RNA from Rodentolepis nana, 543 nucleotides. The record is from the annotation of a GenBank genome assembly. Lineage: Eukaryota; Metazoa; Platyhelminthes; Cestoda; Cyclophyllidea; Hymenolepididae.
AUGCCUCAGAUCUUCUAUUUCACCAAAAUCAAACAAGCCAUUUUCAACUUAAUUCCAGUUUGGCCAAUCGUGGUUGGAUUGGUACUAGGCAUCCUACUUCUUACCUUUUUAGUCCUCCUUCUCUAUCGGUUCGGCUUCUUUAGAAGACGAAAACACAAAUUAGCUGUCUCAGGUCGUCGUAGAUGGCAUGAAAAUAUGGAAAACGAGGCAAAUAAACGCGAUGCCGACGGACCAAACGGCAUUGAUGGGGAUCUCGACACUUUUGGUAGCAUUCGAUUUGCCGAAGAGGCGAGAAGGCGUAGAUUGAGGUUAAGAAAACAUCCCGAAGUAGUCAGCAUUUUGCAUCCCGAUGAAAUUCAGAAAGAGACUGAAGUGCAAGGUCAAGACAAUCCCGUAGCCGAAAUUGAACCCCCCACGUUACACGAAGAAAAUGGCAACGCGGAUGCCAUAUCCCCAGCCCCACCUCAACAACAACAACCCUUACUAGAAUCCAUUACUAAUGACAAACCUGCUGCCGAUACGAUGAAGGUGGCGGGAGAUUAA